Strongylocentrotus purpuratus (purple sea urchin) is the source of this 1449-nucleotide messenger RNA. RefSeq lists its product as uncharacterized. The record is from RefSeq and is a predicted model, not a curated record. Bases 217 to 1386 code for a protein of 389 amino acids. NCBI's taxonomy places the organism in Eukaryota, Metazoa, Echinodermata, Echinoidea, Camarodonta, Strongylocentrotidae. Gene Ontology annotation, biological process: signal transduction. The transcript has 6 exons.
UUGGGGAACAACUCCGACACUAAGUUCAAGUUAGAGGAUAGCAACCAAACGCUCAAGUUCCUUUCCGCAGACGUCGACUCUGAAGGAACAUACACUUGCGUGGUUUCGAACGGUGUGCGGAAUAUUAAUCGGAGUAUCAACUUGCGUAUCCAAGAGAAAAUAUGGCUCAACAAACCCAUUCCAUUGAAAUCGUCCAGCGGUGUGUGCAAGGAUCAGAUGGCCGUUCUUGGCGGAAACGCCUCCUUCUUCUGCCAGUUCAAGUAUCGAAACCCCGGGGGCUUCUUGCAGGAGAGUUGGAGGAAACUGAACCAGACAUACGGGGGAUUUCAACUGGUGGACUUUUAUGACAUCCCAGGCACGGAGUUCACGCAUGGGUACAGAAAAGAAGACGAAAAUGUCAUCCUAACUCAGAAAAACUGUCAAGAGAAGCCUUUCAUGAUUUUGUCUACAUGGCUGAACAUCACGAAUGUGACUGAAGAGGCUUUGGGGAGGUACCAGGUACAUUGUAAGAUCUCCGGGUUCUUAACGAAGGUCAACCUUACACUCUCGCUGGCGACCACAGAGGAACAUGUAGUCAAGGUCACGGACACAACCAGUGUGGUGGUCGUGGUUGCGACAUUGACCAUCCUCCUUUCCCUUGUCGUGUUGUCAUGGAAACGCUAUGGCACUGACGUCAAACUUUGGAAUCAUGACCAUCGCGCCACACUAGAAACAGAAGAGAUAGAUAACAAACUCUACGACGCAUACAUUAUUUCAUGUUAUGAAGGCCAGGAUAAAUCCUUUGUCGACAACAUUCUCUGCCCGAGUUUGCAGGACCAGUAUAAACUAUUCAUACGAGAAAGAGACGCAACAUUCGGCUCUGUUGAAAGUGAAGAAAUCGUGGAAGCGCUGACAAAAAGCCGCCGCUGCAUCGUGUUACUGUCAGCAGAUUUCUACCGGCAUUCAUCGUCCUCAUCAUCGCAAUCUACAUCAGGAAGGAUAGAAACUACAGCUGCACAACUGACUUCCUCGUCAUCAUCAUCGUCUUCUCCAUCAUCGCCAUCAUUUUCUGGGAACGAUCUUUCAGGAAACGAAUGGCAUUUGUUUGAACUCCAUCACGCGUUGGACACCAUGCACCCAAACGUCAUCCCUCUGCUCUACCGAGACUCCGGGCCAACCUCCUUGUCGAACACCGACUCGAAUGCCAAGCUGAUCGACCACGUGAUCAAGGAUGUCACAUGUUUAAAAUGGAAGCAGAAGGGCGAGACGUGUCUCGAUGAUUGGGCAAUGAAGCGGUUACGACUCCGACUACCACCGCGUCGACAAAGCAGUAAUUUACCGAUUGAACAAUCAGCGUAUAUUACGAUGCCGGUAAUGUCAGCCGCAACGCCGUCAAAUAUCUUGUAGAUAUAUGAGUGCGAGGUAUUGUGAAUGGAUAUUUGAAAGCGUGUUCACUCGUCACACAACAUA